Molecule: messenger RNA, 1844 nt
Organism: Eufriesea mexicana
Lineage: Eukaryota; Metazoa; Arthropoda; Insecta; Hymenoptera; Apidae
Product: fatty acyl-CoA reductase 1
Exons: 10
Coding region: 193-1716 (507 amino acids)
Biological process (GO): long-chain fatty-acyl-CoA metabolic process
Cellular component (GO): peroxisome
Molecular function (GO): alcohol-forming very long-chain fatty acyl-CoA reductase (NADP+) activity
Source: RefSeq, a predicted model, not a curated record
UCAUUUCCUAAUGUUUUCCGCUACACUGCGGAUCUAUUCGUUGGUUAGUCGUUCGAUGAAUCGAUUCAUCGAACGAUCGGCGCGUAGAGAGCUUAAACGAGAGAAAUUACGAGAAAGUGUGGAGAGGAAACGGAUCGGAACAGAGCGGCAACGAAGGUUAAAAAGGAAGUAACGAAGGAUACGAGUUACACUAUGUCCGUACGCGGCAAUGCGAAUACAAGGUCUAAAGAAUGCGCAUCGAUAGCCGCAUUUUACGCUGGCCGAAAUAUCUUCGUGACUGGUGCCACAGGCUUCAUGGGGAAAGUGUUGCUCGAGAAACUUUUGAGAUCUUGUCCCGACGUUGGAGAGAUAUUUAUCUUAAUGAGACCGAAAAGGGGACUGUCCAUCGACGAUAGAUUGAGAAAAAUGCUCAAGUUGCCGUUGUUCGACAAAUUGCGCGAAGAAAAUCCGUCCAGCUUGGAAAAGUUGAUCCCGAUUCUCGGUGACACUAGCGUCGAGGGCUUAGGUAUAGCAUCGAUCGAAAGACACGUCAUCAUCGAACGAGUUUCCAUCAUUUUUCACGUCGCGGCGAAUGUUCGAUUCGACGAAUAUCUAAAAACAGAUAUGUUCUCAAAUGUUCGCUCGACCAGAGACGUUUGCAUUCUCGCAGGGAGCAUGAAGAAAUUGGUGGCAUUGGUCCACGUUAGUACCGCAUACGCUCAUGUCGACAAGCCGGUGAUCGACGAGGUUUUGUACCCUCCGUUGACCGACUGGAGAAAAGCUUUACGUAUGAUAGAAACUGUGGACGACGAAACUGUGCGAAUACUUACGCAAAAGUACGUGGGAUCGAUGCCAAACACGUAUACUUUCACCAAGCGUCUGGCGGAGCAAGUGAUAAACGACUACUCGAAAGAUUUGCCCUGUGUAAUCUUUCGGCCAACGAUAGUGAUAUCGUCGUUUCGGGAACCCGUGCCCGGCUGGCUGGACAACUUCAAUGGACCUGUAGCGAUGAUGGUCGGUGGUGGAAAGGGAAUAUUACGAAUAGUCCAUUUGCAACCGAACCUUGCCGCUGAUUACAUCCCUGUCGACGUAGCUAUUAACAUUAUGAUUACAACCGCGUGGAAACGAGGAUUACAAACGAUUACCAAGGAUCCAAGCGUUCACGUGUACAACGGUAGCUCCUACGCCAUUCACCGUAUGACCAAUCGGGAUUUGAUCGUAAUGGGAUUUAAAAUGAACGAAGAGAUACCGAUCGAAGGAAGCAUCUGGUACCCCCGAAUCAUUAUAACGACUAACCGCAUUUUUCAUUACGUAAUGACGUUGUUGGUUCACGCAUUGCCAGCGUUGAUCAUAGACAAAGCCCUCGAAGCGAUGGGUCGUCGACCGAUGUUGAUGAAAAUUCAAAAAACGAUCUACUCCAGCUCGAUACGCUUGUAUUACUUUUUACACAACGAAUGGAUUUUCCACAAUGACAACAUGUUAAAGAGUUUAACGGACAUUCCGCCGGCAGAGAAAGAAAUCUUCAGUUAUGAUUUUUCAGGCAUAAACAAAGAAGAAUAUUUUCGGAACUGUUUGAUCGGAGCUAAACUCUAUCUCCUGAACGAGGACUUUACUCGCUUGAAUGAAGCCAAGCAGCAUUACAACAGGAUGAAGUGGAUCGAUCGAAUAUUCCAUACCUGUUUCAUCUUACUGUUAAUCUGGACAUUUGGAAAAGUAAUAUUUUUCGCACCUGUUUGAGUAUGAUCAUCCCUUUCUCGUUUAAUCGUCUCCUGCUGCGGAUCUAACUACUUUCUCGAAGAUAAUAAUGAAACUUUAUUUCACUUGAAUUGACAAAGAGAUGGAAUUGAAGAAAUAAAAAAGAAAAA